Pocillopora meandrina is the source of this 1725-nucleotide messenger RNA. NCBI's taxonomy places the organism in Eukaryota, Metazoa, Cnidaria, Anthozoa, Scleractinia, Pocilloporidae. The record is from the annotation of a GenBank genome assembly.
AUGACUUGGCACCAUGCCCAACAAUUCUGUCGAAGACUGGGAGGAGACCUGGUAAAGAUUACCAAUGCGCGGGAAAACGAGUUCGUCCUAGCCCUCGCGAGGAAGUUUGCACCAACAAGGCAACAAGUGUGGAUCGGCCUGAUGUGGACCGCUAACGACUUUUACUGGAGUGAUUACUCUGUUCCAGUCUACAAAGCCUGGGCUCCAAAUGAACCGAAUGGAAAAUCCCGGGAACCAUGCAGCAACAUGUGGACUAGGCAUACUUCCUCAAUGCCAAUCAGAGCAAACGGUUACUGGAAUGACCUCCCUUGUACGGCACCAUCUCAAUUGCCCUGUGGCCUGGUGUGUAAAAGGCUCGCUUGAACUGCUAACGCUGGAAUACCAAAAAUCGACGCUUAGAGAUUUAGAGGCAAAAUUUGGUAAUGGGAUCAUAAGAUAAAAUUGUAAGGUGUAAAGAAAUGCUUGUCUUACAAUAAAGCGUCAGCUUAAGUCAUUUAACUUGUCCUAUUACUGUGUCUGACGCUGUCAAUGCCAAUUUGGUCAAACGAAUAAUUCAAUUACUACGAAAUAGUCAAGUCAAUAUUUGACUCUUAUCAUUCUGCGAGGUCAGACGAUUGCCGGGAAAGAGAAAUUUUAUGACUUAUGUAGAUGCUAGUCAUAAAAUUUGCCGGACUCACAGAAAGAAAUGGUACCGGCCACCAGAAUAAAAUUUAAUCCCAAAAUAGAAAGAGAGUUUUCCCAUUUCUCGUAUUUCUUUUUUAGGGGGGGAGGGGUGGGAGCACAAGCUGAUGCACAUAUACAAGGUAUCAGUUUCUUGUGUACAACACAGAAGUGGACAAAGGGAUUGAGAAUUUUUGGUGGGAGGAGUGGGUGGUGUGCAAAAAUUCAACUAGGCAAUGUUCUCCCAAAAGUGACGUACAUACUGGCCUCUUUCUUUUUUUCUUCAUCGGCCUUCAGAUUGAGCUCUAUUGUGUUUUCUCUUGUUCUAAUCUUGAUUAUUAUUGGCUGAUUAGUGGUCAGUUGUGGGCUGAUUCCAGGUUAUGGUGCAGCUGCUCAGUAACAGAUAAAACAUGACAAAAAAUAUGUGAUAGGAAAAACAAGUGGCACACAAGGUGCAGCCAAGUGUGUCACCGAUGUUCUCACUGCAUCCCGACAUCUUACGUGAUCUGCCGUAAAAACAGAUGCAUAACAACAUGGAAUCUGUUUGUUUUGAAUAAUAAAAAGCAAAAUCUUGUUAACAGUGAACUCAUCUCUGUGUCUGUCUGUCCAAUAGAUCACAGGUGAGAACCAAUUAAGUUAGUAAAUAAGUAAAUCCUUAUUUCAAUAGGGCGCACAAUUACAGUCAAGACUGUAUUCUCCCUUAUGGCCCUUUUAAACUGAAUAACAAUAUUUCUAAUCAUAGACAUUUAAAAUACUAAAUAACAAGAUAUUAAGGAUAUUAAAAAAAAUUAAGAUCACAUGGAACUUACAAUCAUAUUAAUAAAAACUAGAAUAUUCUGUCAGUUUUAAAACUAUCAGGUGUGAAUUUACACCUAAUGCAGUCAAGGUAGUUUAAAACUUCUUUAGAUCGGUGGAAUAAACAAACUCAUUAUCGCUAAUAUUCUUCCACAAUUGAAGAGCAUUAAAAAAAAACAUUCGUUUCCUGUUAACGUUGUUGGUUCGUGGAGUGGGGAGGUGAUAAGGCAUCCGAGAUCUUGUGUCAUGAGACUUGCAGUAUUUCAAUGA